Molecule: messenger RNA, 762 nt
Organism: Malania oleifera
Lineage: Eukaryota; Viridiplantae; Streptophyta; Magnoliopsida; Santalales; Ximeniaceae
Exons: 2
Coding region: 1-762 (253 amino acids)
Source: RefSeq, a predicted model, not a curated record
AUGGCACGAGAUUUCUCUACACCACUUGGUACUGUUCCUACUUCCAUACAAUUCAGGGGAGGUUACCAGGCGCUUCGUGGAGGCCAACAGAGGAAUGUGGCUCUAGCGAGGAUGUAUGCAUUGACGCCUGGUGAUGCCGAGAUGGUAGGCAAUGUCGUGAAAAGUGCCACACACUCUUUUGUGUCUGCUACCUAUAUUAAAUUGUCUGGAAAUGAGACCCAAUUGUUUGGGGUAGAGUUGGCAGUAGCUACACCAACUAGAUUAGUGGUGAAAUGUCAUAGGGUGCUCAAGGGUUAUUUGAUAGAAAUCCAGGGUAGAGUGUUAUCAUAUGAUCUUGUUGUGCUUGAUAUGCAUGGCUUCGAUAUAAUACUGGGUAUGGAUUGGCUAGAGGCGAACUAUGCUAACAUUGAUUGUUAUCGGAAGGAGGUGAUUUUUAGACCACCCAGCAAGCCAGAAUUCAAUUUUGUGGGGUCGCAGGUGAGUUCCCCGCCUCAGCUGGUGUCAGUCAUGCAGGCGAGAAGACUACUCCUAGAUGGGUGUCAGGGGUUUAUGGCUUUCGUGAAAGAGAUGUCAGAGAAUGAGUUGAAGCUUAGCGACACACCAGUGGUUAAAGAAUUCUUAGAUGUUUUUCUAGAAGAAUUGUCAGGGUUACCUCCUGACCGUGAGGUAGAUUUCCCUAUUGAUCUACUUCUGGGGAUGACAUCAAUCUCUAAAGCUCCGUACAGAAUGCCUCUAGUAGAAUUGGGAGAGCUGAAGAAUUAG